AUGCCGGUUUAUCAAGAAGCAGAACAAAUCCAAGCACAGACAAUCAUCGUUAUCCAUCCUGGCUCUAUGUACCUACGAAUGGGCCGUGCUUCUGACUUGAAACCUGUUACAUUGCUACACGCUGUAGCAAGGAGACGUCUGCCAAGUGGAACAAGAUACAAGGACAGUUUCUUACCCCCAGCUGUGACACUAACAAAAGAGUUGACGCAAGCUAUGGAAGAAUCUCGUUUACAAGUCUCGCACACUCUGCAGUCUUGCCUGCAAUCAGAUGGGAGCCGAAGGUAUGCAACCCCGCCUCAGCAGAUAGCAGCUUUCAAUCGCAGGUCCAGCCCGGAAAUCACCUCCCCGGAUGGCAUGAAGUGGACCAAGGCCGAUCGCGAUGUAAUCAUUGGCGAUGAUAUCUUGUCGCUGGUCCCGGAGGAGGAAGCCGGUUUUAAUAUCCAUUUCCCGUACAAACGAGGCGAGCUCAACGUGCAUUCGGCUCCGGGAGGCAGUCUAACGGCCGUCAUGGCGGAUCUGAAGACCAUCUGGGAGUACGUGCUGACUGAGAAGCUGGAUAUCCCUUUGAGAGACCUGAAACACUAUCGCGCGGUGCUGGUUAUACCUGACAUUUAUCAUCGACCCUACCUGAAGGAGCUAACGACGCUCCUGCUGGAUGAAAUUGGUUUUGGCCGUUGUAUUCUGCUACAAGAUCAUGUAGGCGCGAUGUUCGGAGCGGGUCUCGGGUAUGCGUGCAUAGUGGACGUUGGAGCGCAAAAGAUAUCGGUGUCCUGCGUGGAGGACGCGAUCUCUCACAAGGACACGCGAGUACGCAUGGAUUACGGAGGCGCAGAUGUCACGCAAACAUUCCACUGGCUCCUGCAAAAGUCUGCCUUCCCGUAUAAAUCGUGCGUUCCUACCAACAAGUUAGACGCGUUGCUCCUGGACCAACUAAAGAUUGAUUUCUGCCAUGUGGACCUAAACGUGUGUGGCUCGCAGGAGAAAACGUUUGUCGUCAGGAAACUGAAACAAACGGAAUCGUAUACCCUACAGGUGGGUGAUGAGUGUUUGAUAGCACCUCUGAGCCUGUUUCAACCUGAACUGUUCAGAAUCACCGGAACGCAUAGUGUACACGGUCAGAAACGGUCAGCGGGAGAUCCGGAGGAUCCCUACGACGAGAAUUAUUUGAGGGAAACGAGCAGACGUGGGAUGAAAGAAUCUCUGGAUCAUUCCUCAGAGAUGCAAGAGGAGGCGGCAAGCGCACCUGCGGCUGCAGGCGAGGACGAGGUCGUGGUCGAUACCGUCGGUGAUUCCGUACCUAGUUUGUCGAACCGUGAUUUGGAAGCUCCCCGAGACAGCAUGGUACCGCAACAGUUGUUAGGUCUCGAUCAGGCUAUAUUACAAAGUAUUGAACGAUGUUCCAACGAAGAUCUCAAGAGAAAGAUGUACAGUUGUGUGCUGGUCGUCGGAUCCGGCUUGAAGUUUAAGGGUAUCGGUACGUGGCUGCGUAAUCGGAUAUCCCUCCAAACACCUUACAUGUAUAGGCCUGAACAACUGGACAUAAUAACGCAACCGAAGGACAUGGAUCCGGGCAUGACUACCUGGAAAGGAGCGGGAAUCCUGAGCUGCCUGGAAUCGGCUCAGGAGCUGUGGAUCGCUCGAUCCGAGUGGCAUCGCUCGGGAGUCAGGAUAUUGAGGGAGAGGUCUCCCUUUUUGUGGUGAAACGGUAUUUGCUACGCUUCAUAGCAAAUUUCGGCGAGUAUGGCGUGUUCUUUUUAUUUAGAAAAAUAUAUUAAAUAUGGAAAUC
Messenger RNA from Ooceraea biroi (clonal raider ant), 1786 nucleotides. It is a transcript of the gene Arp8, whose product is annotated as Actin-related protein 8. The record is from RefSeq and is a predicted model, not a curated record. Lineage: Eukaryota; Metazoa; Arthropoda; Insecta; Hymenoptera; Formicidae.